Messenger RNA from Dalotia coriaria, 3385 nucleotides. Its product is annotated as furin-like protease 1, isoforms 1/1-X/2. The record is from RefSeq and is a predicted model, not a curated record. The coding region runs from base 711 to 3101 and encodes 796 amino acids. Gene Ontology annotation, molecular function: serine-type endopeptidase activity. Gene Ontology annotation, cellular component: trans-Golgi network; Golgi membrane. The transcript has 8 exons. Gene Ontology annotation, biological process: peptide hormone processing. Lineage: Eukaryota; Metazoa; Arthropoda; Insecta; Coleoptera; Staphylinidae.
GCGUUCCGCGUGUUUGCGCCGGCAGUCAGCGAGCGGCGUUCACUCGAGUCGGUCGUUGCACGCCUGUGUGCGAUGCGUGUGUGAUAACACGAGCGAACAUAAACAACAACGACGCGGAACCGACUUGGGGGGCGAAGAGUGUAACCGCGCAUCACUUUGAUCUGUGUUCAUCAUCUGCGGCGGGGCACUCUUUCACUACACCGCUGCUGCUUCUUCUGCGACGAAGAUACACAAGGCGAAGAGAUGCGGACGUCGUCGUCGGCACGGCAGCGCGCACCACGCGAACGGUGAUGUCUAUUUUCGUCUGCGGUGCUGGUCGCGUCCAUCUCGCGCUGGGAUUAUUUUCGAGGAUUUGAUUUUGGAUGGAUCCAUGUGUAAAAAUUCAGCUCGCAGCCAGCGGCAGGCCGACACAGGCACAUCAAGCUCAAAUCGAAACCGGCAGCGUAAUCUUAAUCACACCCCCGAGUGCAAAACCACCCUCCAACUAUAAUCCACACUACUACGCCUACUUAAAACUACAUUUCGUAUUUAAUUUUUAACCACACGUGAUAUUAGUCUCAUAUCGACGCAUGUUUAGCUCUUUUAUUUCGUAAAUACUUAGUGUUUUUAUCUCAUUGUGUUUGCAAUAAGCGAGACUUCCUGUUCGCGGUUAUAUUAACAGUUAAUUAAUCGAUUCAUGUGCAAUUCGUCGAGUUGACUUACGCGCGGAUAUGCACGUACACGGUGUGUGCGCCAUUCUGGCGACGUUGAGCGCCAUCGUGCGGCCGGCGUCCACUCAGCACUAUACUCGGCAGUGGGUGAUGCAUGUACCAGGGGGCGCUACGGUCGCUGAUCAAGUUGCUGCUGAUCAUGGAUUUCACAAUUUAGGAGAGAUAUUCCAAGACUAUUAUCACUUCUCCCACCCGAGGAUAGUCCGCAGGUCAACUUUUCCUCAUCAUGGUAAACGUGUACAGCUGGCGGUUGAUACCCGCAUUGCUUGGGCACAACAGCAACGUGCCAAACGACGCGCGAAGCGAGACUUCCAAGAUUUCAUCCUAUAUUCAGACCCUCGAUGGCCCUCAAUGUGGUACCUCAAUCGAGGCAACGGUAUGGACAUGAAUGUCAUCCCUGCGUGGCAGGAGGGUAUCACUGGUAAAGGAUCAGUGGUUACCAUCCUUGAUGAUGGCUUAGAGAAGGACCAUCCUGACCUCAUUCAAAACUAUGAUCCAAUGGCGUCUUAUGAUGUAAACAAUCAAGACACAGAUCCAAGCCCACGAUAUGAUAUGAUCGAUUCCAAUCGGCAUGGUACCCGAUGCGCUGGGGAGGUAGCUGCCACCAGUAAUAACUCAAUCUGCUCUCUUGGUGUGGCACAUGGCGCUCAGGUGGGAGGUGUGCGAAUGUUGGACGGGGAUGUCACAGAUGCAGUGGAGGCACGGUCCCUGAGUUUGAAUCCACAACAUAUUGAUAUCUACAGCGCCUCCUGGGGACCUGACGAUGAUGGGAAGACAGUGGAUGGGCCUGGGGAGCUCGCAACUCGGGCUUUUGUUGAAGGUGUGACUAAGGGUCGGAAUGGGAAGGGGUCUAUUUUUGUGUGGGCUUCGGGGAAUGGUGGUCGUGACCAUGACAACUGCAACUGUGAUGGGUAUACGAAUUCCAUAUACUCGUUGAGUAUCUCCAGCGCUACGGAACAUGGUCGCGUGCCGUGGUAUAGUGAAGCUUGUAGCUCAACCCUUGCUACUACUUAUUCUAGUGGUGAAGUUGGGGAGCGGCAAGUGAUUACCACGGAUUUACAUCAUGCAUGCACAGCUAGCCAUACAGGUACUUCAGCGUCAGCUCCAUUGGCAGCUGGGAUCUGUGCGCUUGCAUUGGAAGCGAAUCCCAAGUUGACUUGGAGAGAUAUGCAGCAUAUCGUGGUGAGGACUGCAAGACCCCAACGUUUGAUCGCCCAUGAUUGGCAAACCAAUGGAGUUGGAAGGAAUGUGUCACAUAGUUUUGGGUAUGGGUUGAUGGAUGCGCAUGCUAUGGUCAAGUUAGCCCGGAAGUGGAUUACUGUUCCGGAGCAGCAUAGUUAUGAGGUCAAUGCACCUCAAACAGACAAGAAAAUCCCAGCUAGAAGCGUGGUGGUCCUGUCAUUGACGGUAACCGAUGCGGGGCAAGUGAAGGUCCUCGAACAUGUCCAAGCCAAGUUGACCAUCAGUUCCCACAAGCGAGGAGACCUAAACAUCCAACUGAUAUCACCAAUGGGGACAAGGGUGACACUUCUAGCGCACCGAAUCCAUGACCUUUCCAGGAAUGGUUUCACCCAUUGGCCCUUCAUGUCGGUUCACUCGUGGGGCGAGUCACCAUUGGGCACCUGGACGUUGGAGGUCCACAAUGAUGGACGUCUCUUAGCCGAGGUUCACGCAUGGGAUUUGGUGUUCUACGGUACUGCUACUCCCCCGGCGGUAGAUGGCAGUGUGAGUAAAGACACGCCUUCAAUGACGAAAGCACCCGCCUACUCUCCAUCAGAGGACAUCAACGAGAAUGUGAUAGAUUCCGAUGAGGAACCAAAUGGUAAUCCGGAGAUUCGUAAAGAUUUGAUGGAGGAGGAGGAGUUCUCGCAGCAGGCGAUGAGCGGCUGCAAGCAUUCGCGAGGUGGCGUGUGCAUAGUUUGCAUGGAAGGUUACUACUUCUUCGACAACUCCUGCGUGGACCGCUGUCCACUAGGCUUCUACGUGGUCACCUACACCGAAUACAACUAUGAUCCCUCCGAGGUGCCCGCCAUCUUGGCGUGUGAGCCGUGCCAUUACUCCUGCAAGGCGUGCAACGCAAGCAAUGACUAUUCCUGUACUGAAUGCUUCCCCGAUGCUUUUCUGUACAAUCGCACCACCUCCGAGCACUAUUGCUACCCUCUGACUAUACAAACCUCUCUUCUGGAAGAAGUGUGGUGUUUCCGCGUCUUCAUCACACUCCUUCUCGCCUUAACAAUCAUUAUCAUAGUUGCGAUUGUUUUUAUCUUAAAAAAAACUCGACAAAAUCGAAAAAAUCCACAAAACAGUCGUUUUAUGAAGAUGGACUCAUUGAUGCACAUCAGGGACAUCGAGCGGCGGGUCAAGUCGGCCGUCUACAGUGACAGCGAAUGACUUUUUGACAUAGAUGAUAAAAAAAUUGACUAUCCAACUGUUUAAUAAUGUUAACACUUACGUAACGUGAUAUUUUCAUAUCUAAGUUAUCUGAUUAGAUAGCGACCUUCUGAGUGACUUAAUUUUAGCUAAGUAAACAAGAUGGCGACGUAGAUUUCAGUGAAAAAUCCGAAAAUGCAACACGUUUGCCACUUUGUUGACUUUGAACUUAAGAUUUUACAAUGACAAUCAACAGCGCUGCGAAACAACUUUACUGUAUCGUAAAUAAACUUAAUUUUACAUCA